Amoebophrya sp. A120 is the source of this 3278-nucleotide messenger RNA. The record is from the annotation of a GenBank genome assembly. Lineage: Eukaryota; Dinophyceae; Syndiniales; Amoebophryaceae.
AGGCGACACAGCGAACAGUGUGAAUUUCUGUGAGACCCACCUUUUUGCUCCGUUCUGAUAACCAUAAAAAAAGAUAACGGCCACUCCUUGGGCGCAAAGUUUGUUUCCCACCCCUUCCGAGACAUUCCAUUUUUACUACGUAGAGAUUUUCAUUUUUGUUUCAUUCUUUCCCAAAAGACCGAAAUGCCGACUGGCGUUCUUGAGGAUACUACCUACCGCGUCAUGACGACCUGCGAAAGAAGAAUGGCCGACAGCGCCGGUUUCUCAUCCGACGCGGCUUAACCCCAGGGCAACGAUCCGUGGCAAAAACACCCAAUAGACACGUCGCCCAACAUGGCGAUCAUGUUGUGCCUGGAGGCAGACGCCAUGGAGUUCGACUUCGAGGCGGAGCUGACGAAAAAGGACCAGGAAAACCUUGCACAGCAGUACCACCAGCCCAACCGCAAUUACCACCAGCCCCACACCGUGGUAUGUCGCCAUUGGCUGCGAAACCUCUGCAUGAAGGGAGAGCAGCAAUGUCCCUAUUUGCACUACUACGAUCCGAACCGCAUGCCCGAGUGCCAAACCUGGCUCAGGUACGGCAAGUGCACCGAUCCGGACUGCAUCUACCGCCAUACAAAGGACGAGACAAGGCCGGAUUGCGAAAAUUACAAGUAUAUCUAGUUGAAGACUUGUUGUAGCGCGAAUGUUUUAAUAGCCGCUUGUUGCGGCAGUUCAAGGGGAAGGAGCCUAAUUGAACAUAACACAUAAUCCUCAAUUUUAUAUGAUUACCCUAGGUAUGGUUUUUGCAAGCUCGGGAAUGCGUGUCGGUUGCGACACGAAAAGCGGCCAAGGAGGGAGCUGCCCGAAGUGGUGUCAGAUUAUUUCCUCGAGUGCAUCAUUGCCGAGAACGUUCAUCUAAUACCAAAGUUGGAGCUGAAGCCGACGCCGCAGCAGGAAGAGGUACUUCCUUACUGAAUCAAACAUUUCUUGUAUCUAUUGCCGUAAGCUCUGGUGCAAGACAGCGUCUGCAAUUUUUUCCCAGAUAACUUUUGAUCCUUACCAUUGGACCCGUUUUUCUCGUCACCACUGCACCGCGUUUUGUGUUUCGCGAUGAAUAUUAUUGCGAGAACUACUGGAUUCUCGACCUACUCCGCAAGCCUAAAAAAUUAUACGCAGGCGCAGCGGCAAGCAGAGCUGCCCGUCCUCGUGAAUCUCCCGGAGCCGGUCGAGAACGCGAAGACGAAGUUUGUGUUCAUCAAGAGCGGUUCGCGCGCGAACCUGGACAUUUCGAUCGCAAAAGCGAUUUGGGCGACCACACCGGGAAACAGCGAGUACCUGGACCGCACUUUCCGCCACUUUGACCACGUCAUCUUGAUCAUGACCUGCAAGGAAACGAAGAAGCUGCUGGGGUACGCCAAAAUGCUGUCGUUACCCGACCCCAACCUGUUUCAGAACAUUUGGGGCACGCUGUCCUCCAAACUGGCCGCAAAUUUCCGUGUGCACUGGAUGAAGCUCUGCGUCACGCCCUACGAAAACUUCGACUACUUGAAGAUGACAGACCCGAACGUUGGGUACAGUUUUUGUGGGUUUGUUUUUGUUUCGCAUAAUAUUAUUUUUUCCGGGAAGUCUACUUUUAUGACCUAUUUUGAUUUUCCUCUUCUUGUGGUGGACCGAACAAUGAAAGAACAAUUCUGUCUUGCGUGCUGGCAAAUUAAAAGAAAAAUGGACAAAAUUGAACAGCGUUGUGCCGUUUUACAAGUUUCGCGACGGAAUGACACUCACGGAUGAAGUCGGGACGGAAAUUUGUAAGCAGCUGACGCGAGCCGUGGACGUCGACUUAUUACAGGGCACCGAUUUCGGUGCAGAGCCUCGCAUUAUGUACGACCCGGAGGAGUGGCGCGUGAAGCGCGAGGAGCUUUUGAGCGGCAACGCAAAUGCGCCGUCCACAAAUUUGACGGAGCCUAUCGGGGAGGAGAGAGAAGUCGUGCGCGCCGGCACGUUCGAGCAGCAGACACCCGCUUCCGUUACCGCCCCGCCCCCGGUGCAGCACCAGGAGCCCAAACCACAGUAAGAUUUUUAUUGCGAUUUCUUUGUAAUUUUCUUCUGCAAGCGAUGAAGACAAGAGCAGGAAGACGAAAGAAAUAAAAUGAAAAGCGAUUAGGCAGCACUUUAAGUAGUUCCAUCCGGACUUGUCAUGAGAAAGGCAAGUCGGCGGCAUGAUUGCUAAAGUCAACUUUUAUCUUCAUCUCUCCAGGCCCCCACCGCAGCAAAGCGCGCAGCCCAGUGUGUCGCAGAGCGGUGCUUGGCGUCCCCCGGGCCAAGCAGCCCCGGCUGCUCCCCCACCGUCCAACGAUGGAGCUUGGAGGCCACCGGGAGCGCCACCACCACAGCAGGUAUAAGUAGAUGCUUUGUAGUUUCUGUCGAUAACAUUUUCGCUUGCAAAAAACAGCAGCAGGCGUGAUUUUUCUUCCUGAUUUUCCAAAGGAAACAAAGUGUCACUUUCACUUCCAUUCCACUUAGCUUCCGCCUUUACACAACACACAGGUUCCCACCCACCAGCCCCCCGCAGCGACACAUGGUGUGUGGCGACCGCCCGGUGCGGCGGCUGCGCCACCGGUCCAGCAGCAACCAAAUUUUGUUCCACCACCCGCGGGUGGGGCUCCACCGGCCGCCCCGGGCGGCGUUUGGCGACCGCCCGGCGCGCCGGCACCGCCACCCGGUCCGCCGCCGAGUUACGGCGCGGUUAUUAGGCCGCCGCAGCACCACCCGCAAGGGGGAGGUCCGUACGGAAAGCCAUUUGUCGGCGGUAAAUACGGGGACGACGGAAAGUUUGGCGGGAAGAAAGGGUUUCAACAUAAGAACAAAGACAAGUUCGCGGGGGGAAAGAACCACGCACCGAGCAAUCAACAACAAGUUUGGGUCCCACCGGGUGCAGCUCCUGCGCCCCAGCCGAACCAGGCUUGGGUUCCGCCGACUAGCUGAAGACCCGGAAAGCUUGUGAAUCACGCGAGCCCGGACGAGUGUGGCGCGACUACACUUUUCAAUCUCAAUAACGACACUGAAUAACAUGAAAGUUCAACAUUUAAUCAAGCGACAAUAGCGGCUAGCGCAAGUUUUAGUAUUUGAAAGUAUGUCGUUCAAGGACGGCGAAUAAAGUCUUUUGACUCAGUCAAUGUGAGCUCGUCAAAAGUAAAAAAAAGCGACGUGUAAGUACCACGAAAGGAAUGGUCGUGAUCAGACUCAGACCUAUAGUCAGCUGUCAAGCUACUGCUGAAGCCAAAGGAGCGGCAUAAUCG